AUGGAUUCGGUAGAGAUUGUUAAGGAUGCGGAUGUUGUUAUACCUAGAAAAGUCGUCCGAAAGGUACAGGAAAAGUUUGAGAAUGUUUUGUAUGGAUAUUUUUUAGGUAAUCGUCUACCUUUCCCAGUGGUGGAGUAUUACGCUAAAAACAUGUGGUCUAAGUAUGGGUUUUCUAAACUGAUGAUGAAUUCGGAUGGUUUCUUUUUCUUUAAAUUUGAUUCGAAAGAGGGUAUGGCUAAAGUGCUGGAAGGGGGACCAUGGUUAAUCAGGAAAGUUCCAUUGUUCUUAAAUGUGUGGUCACCGUCUGUUAGCUUGAAAAAGGAGGGUAUAAAAUCUAUUCCGGUGUGGGUGAAGAUGUUUAAUGUUCCUAUCUCCGUUUACACGGAUGAUGGCUUGAGCUUGUUAGCAUCCAAGAUAGGGACCCCGAAAAGACUUGAUGGUUAUACGGCUGAUAUGUGUGCGGAUAGCUGGGGGAGGAGCAGAUUUGCUCGGGCAUUAAUUGAGAUAGAUGCGGAUAACGAAUUGAAAGAUCAUAUCGUUGUUGCUAUUCCAAAGCUAGAUGAUGAUGGGUACAUUACUGAAAAGGUGAAAGUGGAGUAUGAAUGGCAGCCGCAACGUUGCUCGUUAUGUUAUAUCUUUGGCCAUAAUGACCAGACAUGUGCCAAGAAUGUCCAAAAUAAAGCAAAACAUGUGGUUAUUGAUGAGGAUGGUUUUACUAUGGAUAAGAGGAAGGUGGCACGGGUGGGUAUGAUGCAUAAAAAGCAAAAGCCGAAAUUCGUUUGUAAGUCUAAAGUGAACAAAUCUCGGCCGAGCACAUCUGGCACAAAACAGGAUAAAAUGGAUGACACUAGGAAUGAAAAGGUGAAAACACAAAACUCCUUUGAUGCUCUAACUAUGGAUGAUGGGGAUAUGGAUGUCCGUAUCACACGAAAAGUUAGUGAGGGGAAGUCUGGUGGGAUAGAAAGUAAUGGAAAAACUGCUCAAGUGGAUGAUGAGGUGGUGGAAACGGUUCCUACUGAAAUGUUUGCUUUUAUGCAAUGUGAUCAGCAAAAACAUUCUGAGGGGGCAAGCACUCCCGGUCACAACGGUGUUAAUGGAUAG
This is a messenger RNA of Helianthus annuus (common sunflower), 1101 nucleotides long. RefSeq lists its product as uncharacterized. The record is from RefSeq and is a predicted model, not a curated record. The coding region runs from base 1 to 1101 and encodes 366 amino acids. The transcript has a single exon. NCBI's taxonomy places the organism in Eukaryota, Viridiplantae, Streptophyta, Magnoliopsida, Asterales, Asteraceae.